Molecule: messenger RNA, 1431 nt
Organism: Erigeron canadensis
Lineage: Eukaryota; Viridiplantae; Streptophyta; Magnoliopsida; Asterales; Asteraceae
Product: replication factor C subunit 3
Exons: 11
Coding region: 100-1164 (354 amino acids)
Biological process (GO): DNA repair; DNA-templated DNA replication
Cellular component (GO): nucleus; DNA replication factor C complex
Molecular function (GO): DNA clamp loader activity; DNA binding; ATP hydrolysis activity
Source: RefSeq, a predicted model, not a curated record
AUUUCUAUCCUUUCCUCGGAUCCUUUCCCGCCACUUCUUCACAAUCUCACCACAGUCUGAGACGCACACUAAACACACGCUUUGGUUGAUCUCAGAAAGAUGCUGUGGGUAGACAAGUACAGACCAAAAACCCUAGACAAGGUUAUCGUUCACCAAGAUAUUGCUCUCAAUCUCAAAAAAUUGGUGACUGAGCAAGAUUGCCCGCAUUUAUUGUUCUAUGGCCCACCUGGUUCCGGCAAGAAAACCCUAAUCAUGGCCCUUCUUAGACAGAUGUUUGGGGCUAGCGCUGAAAAGGUUAAAGUGGAGAAUAAAAACUGGAAAGUUGAUGCUGGAAGUAGGACUAUUGAAUUGGAACUCACUACACUAUCGAGUACUCACCAUGUGGAGUUAAACCCUAGUGACGCGGGGUUCCAGGAUCGGUACAUUGUUCAAGAGAUUAUCAAAGAGAUGGCAAAGAAUAGACCAAUUGACGCUAAAGGAAAAAAGGGUUUCAAAGUAUUGGUGCUCAAUGAGGUUGAUAAACUUUCAAGAGAAGCACAACACUCUUUGAGGAGAACAAUGGAGAAGUACAGCGCCUCAUGUCGUUUGAUUCUAUGCUGUGACAGUUCAUCAAAGGUAACUGAAGCAGUGCGCUCUCGUUGUCUCAAUGUCAGAAUAAAUGCACCAAAAGAAGACCAGAUUGUUAAAGUUCUGGAGUUUAUUGGCAAGAAAGAGGGAUUACAACUCCCUCCUGGAUUUGCUGCUCGAAUAGCUGAAAAAUCAGGUCGGAGUUUAAGGAGAGCAAUUUUGUCAUUCGAGACUUGUCGUGUACAACAGUACCCUUUUACCAAUAAUCAAGUGAUUCCCCCAAUGGACUGGGAGGAAUAUGUAUCUGAGAUAGCAUCUGACAUUAUGAAAGAGCAGAGCCCCAAAAAGUUGUUCCAGGUUCGAGGAAAGUUGUAUGAAUUACUUGUCAAUUGUAUUCCUCCUGAAGUUAUAUUGAAGAGGUUGCUUUCUGAAUUGCUGAAAAAACUAGAUGAUGAAGUGAAGCUAGAGGUUUGUCAUUGGGCUGCAUAUUAUGAACAUAGGAUGCGUCUUGGACAGAAAGCCAUUUUCCACAUUGAAGCAUUUGUCGCCAAGUUCAUGAGCAUUUACAAAAGCUUCAUAAUAGCAACGUUCGGCUGAAGCCAGCAAGCAAACAUGUUUGAGUUUCAAUUGUCUUGUUAAGGUCUUUAUCACCCCCAUCCUCCCGUUAGUUAACCGUUUGUAUUGUUUUCUACUUGAAUCAUUUUUGGGGUUGAGGAAUAGGACUUUGGAGCCCUUGUAAGAACCCAUCUGUCGUUAUGUCUAUUUCAAGUUAUUGCAGCUUUCAUGUGUCAAACUUCAACCCCUUUGAACCCAAAAAAGUGAUUUCUUUGGGUAUUGUUAAUUGGAAGGCAAGUUUUAUCUUCA